Phymastichus coffea is the source of this 625-nucleotide messenger RNA. RefSeq lists its product as uncharacterized. The transcript has 4 exons. The record is from RefSeq and is a predicted model, not a curated record. The coding region runs from base 76 to 423 and encodes 115 amino acids. NCBI's taxonomy places the organism in Eukaryota, Metazoa, Arthropoda, Insecta, Hymenoptera, Eulophidae. Gene Ontology annotation, molecular function: protein binding.
UCUGACAAAAGUAUUAAAAAAUUAUCAGACAAUCCAAAAGUGAUUUUUGUGGCUAAACUAAUAGCUCAUCAAUAUAUGACUUUAGAAACAAAUGGUCAUGUAUUCACUGAAAAUGACCGUAGAGGUGAAAACCAUGAUCUUGGUGCAGUAAUUUAUUUGUUUUGCAGUCUUUUUAAUCAUAGUUGUAAUCCAAAUGUUACUAGGAUUCCUGUAAUGGAGAAUGGCAACAAGCCUCAACAAAUGAUUUUAGCUGUUCACCCAAUAGAAAAAGGAUCUCAGAUUUUUGACGAUUAUGGGUUUGGUUAUGGUUCUGAAUCUCUAUCUAGAAGAAAAGAUCUUUGUCGCCAUUACAAAUUUCUUUGUAAGUGCAAAGCUUGUGAGAAUGAUUGGCCUUUACAUCAAAAUUUGAAGUCCAAUUUUUAAUUACAAAAUCUAGAAAAAGUCAAGCGAAAUUGAAGAAAUGGAUUGAGAAAUAUUUUCUUUACAAAAAAACUGUAAUGAGUGCUGAUUUUCAGUUUUUAGAUUCUGAAAGUCAAUCGAUUUUAUCAAGCUUAGCUAAAGUAGUCACAGAAUUAUUUAAUUAUAGUUCACAACCAAAUGAAGAACUUUAUGAUUCACUAAUGAU